Messenger RNA from Hyla sarda, 5405 nucleotides. It is a transcript of the gene ZNF653, whose product is annotated as zinc finger protein 653. Gene Ontology annotation, cellular component: nucleus. The record is from RefSeq and is a predicted model, not a curated record. Gene Ontology annotation, molecular function: transcription coregulator activity. Gene Ontology annotation, biological process: regulation of transcription by RNA polymerase II. The transcript is spliced from 9 exons. The coding region runs from base 74 to 1708 and encodes 544 amino acids. NCBI's taxonomy places the organism in Eukaryota, Metazoa, Chordata, Amphibia, Anura, Hylidae.
AAAGCACAAAUACAGCGUUGUCCGUGUGAAUAAAGUUUAUUGAUGCUCGGCGGUGACGUCAUCAUUGGUAAAGAUGGCGGCCCCUGGGAUCGAGACUCCCGGUUCGGAGGAAGAAGAAGAAGACGAUUACGGGAAGAAGGUUCGGGGGAGGCCCCGGCUGAAUGACACGGACCGGGUAAGGCGGCGGCUGGAGUCCCGGAAGAAGUAUGACUGCCGGCGGGUGUACCUGGGGGAGGCGCACGGAGCCUGGGUGCUGCGGAGGGACCGAGGGGACGGCGGCGGAGAGGCCUGGAGCGAUGCCCGGCUGGCUGCCCACCUGCUGGCUCUGGAGACGGGAUGCCAAGGGAAGCCUGAGGGUGAUGUCCAGCCAAACCCACCUCACCGGACAAGACAGAAGCGCUGUGUGAACAAUCUGCUUACCUUAAUGACCUGGUAUUAUGACCACAAGAGCCGCUGCCCUCAUGAGCCUGCCCUCUCCGAGCUGGACACCAGCCAACUCCUCUACACCACAGCAGUGUGGCAAUGCCAGGCUGGGCACCAUUUCUUUCAAGACCUUCGGUGCCCCUUGAAGUCACUAAAUCAUAAACUGUGUGACGAUGACAUAAGCUCCGACGAUUCCUCCUCCAGACCUACACCGGUGAUCCAGGUGUCGGAGAUGUGUGAGGAGACAGACCAGCCGGUCCAUGCCCUGUACUCCGAGAGUGUGACAGAGGGAGAAGAGCAGUGCACGGAGGAGACGGAGACUGUGGUGUGUGUCCCCGUGGGGCCCGGAGCUGAAGGUCUCUUUGAGGGAGUGACCCAGGAAGCACUGGGGCGGGUGGUAGCUGCUGCCAAUUGCCCCUCGCAGGUCAUCAUUAUCGCUGGGCCUGGAUACGAGGCAUUGGCAGCAGAAGGGAUCCAGCUAGAUGUCGGUGGAGAAGGCAGUGGAGAUGACGGUGGAUGUACCACCUUGGAAGCUGUGUCUGCAUUCACCCAGACUGAGCCCGGGGACCAGGAUAUAAACAGCAGCGAGGGGGUCCUGACAGAGGAGAACACGCUGUACACCCUACAGGCGGAGCAGUCCGAGCUGGACGAAGCCCAUGGUGUCCUACUCGCCUCCCCGUUAGCCAAUACGGAUUCUAUGGAAGAACCGAUUGAGCGGGUGAUCCUGGAGACUGGAAGGUACCAAGUGGAACCCGUGCAGCACACGGUCAAGGAACCUGAGAGGAAGAGGAACCGUCGUGCUCCAGUGUUAGAUGCUGAUGGGGUGCCGGAGAUGUUUCACUGUCCGUACGAGGGGUGCACACAGGUCUAUACCUCUCUGAACAGCUUCCAGAACCAUGUGAAUUUAGUUCACAGAAAAGGUAAAACCAAAGUGUGUCCUGAAGCCGGCUGCGGGAAGAAGUUCUACCUGUCUAAUCACCUGCGGCGUCACAUGAUCAUACACACUGGCGUCCGUGAAUUCAUCUGCGAGACUUGCGGCAAAUCGUUUAAAAGGAAAAGUCACCUCGAAGUCCAUAGGAGAACACACACUGGGGAGACCCCGCUACAGUGUGAGGUUUGCGGCUUCCAGUGCAGGCAGCGGGCGUCUCUGAACUGGCACAUGAAGAAGCACGGCUCGGAGAUCCAGUACAGCUUCUCCUGUGAACAAUGCGGGAAACUCUUUGAGAAACGGGAGAGCGUCAAAUUCCACAAGCUGAAGAGUCACCCGGAGGGGAGAGCCACGUGAUGGGGACAUCCAGGUCACAUGUCAGUCUAUAAGUACUAGUGGAUAGCCUGAUGUCCGGAGUCCUAGGUAACACCAGCUGAGCACCAGGACUCCUCCUCUAUUUUCCUGGCCCUAGCACAGUAGACCAGGGAAUGCCUCACUCUCUUAGUAUAUAUACACUAGUCAGCACUGCUUUCUGUAUAGGCGACUACCGGGACCUUUUUAUUUUUCCCAAAGAUGGUUCAGUAUAAAAAGGAUAUACAGUAGUGCCGCAUAAUGGUAGUGAUUUGUAAAAGUAUGUGCCCCCUUUCACAUCUGACAUCAAUACGAUUAUGCCAUAUUAAACGAUUUCCUGAAACACUGACCUCACCAGGAUUUGCAAAGCACAGCUCCUCCUGCAGUGGCCACUAGUGGGGAAAUGUAGUAUUACACUCGAGUGCACAUUCAUGGCUAGGUUGAGUAAAGGCGGGAGAUGCGCUUAUUCUUCAGGCUAAAGAAGCGGGCCCUUGAUGUGAGCUUCCCCUUUAGGCUUGGUUAAUGAACUAUGAAUAGCACUUAUCCCAAAUAAGACAGUACUAAUCAAUCGGUGCAGAUAUUGAUCUGUUAUCUUCUACUUAGGGCCCCUUUUAGAUCUGAUGAAUUAACUUACAACCGCGGUCUAGCUUUUCCGGAUAAAGUAACUUUAAGGCCCUGCCAAACUCAUUUCAGGAGCUAUAGAGAUCAAUGUACGUUUAACCCCUUAAUGCUCCCCAUAAUACACCUGCGGCUUGGCAGUUGUUAGGGGAGCAUGGAGCAGGCUCUGGAGCUGAGCUCGCUCCAUACCUGGCAGGCUUUCCUUUGUUGGGAUAGGUUUAUGUGAGUUUCUUGCAGCGCUUGUUCCUUGGUGGAAAAUUUGCAGGAAAUUACAUUGACCCCAGUCAGGUCUGCUAUGGGAUUUACAUUGCGAAAAACCCGCUGCAGCUCAAACACGCAGCAGGGAACUCGGGGUUAAUCCAUUCAAGUUAAAGGGGUAUUCCAGGAAAUUCAUUUUUUUUUUUCUGGAUACAGAAAGUUAAACAGAUUUGUAAGUUACUUCUAUAAAAAAAAUCUUAAUCCUUCCAAUAAUUAUCAGCUGCUGAAGUUGAGUUGUUGUUUUCUGUCUGACAACAGUGCUCUCUGCUGACAUCUCUGCUUGUCUCGGGAACUGCACAGAGUAGAAGAGAUUUGCUAUGGGAAUUUGCUUCUACUCUGACGACACCUGUCUCGGGAACUGUCCAGAGAGAACUUAGACAGAAAAGAACAACUCUACUUCAGCAGCUCAUAAGUACUGAAAGGAUUAAGAUUUUUUUUAAUAGUAAUUUAAAAAUCUGUUUAACUUUCUGGAGCCAGUUGAGAUAUAUAUAUAGAUAUAGAUAUCUCUCUCUCUCUUUCUCUCUCCUAGAUAAUCCUCUCAAUGAUAAUCCUGGGGUUUAUUGUUGGACUGUCAUGGCAGUCCGGUGCAGAGUGUAAUAGGAGACCAAUGGAAUGACAGCACGCUGCAAUAUAUUAGUAUUACAGUGUACUGUGCAAGCAAUUGCAUCUUCAAUUAAACUAAAUGUUUAAUUAAAACAAAAAAUACAUUUAAAAAAAUAGAAAUAUAUAAAAAAUCUUUUUUUUUUGUUUUUUUUUUUUUAAAUAAUAGUGUUAACUACAAAAAAUAAACAUAUUUGCUAUCACAGUGUGUGUAAAUGUGUGAGCUAUUAAAAUAUAACAUCAUGUAAGCCGGAGGGUGAACGCAAUAAAUGCCCGAAGUUGUUGUUUCUUGUGGGCCCCUCAUCUCCCCCCAAAAAAACAUUCAUUCUAAAUAGAUCAAAAAGUCCCAAAAAUGACAGAUUACAGUGCAUAAAAAGAGUACAGUGGUCCCUCAACAUACGAUGGUAAUCCGUUCCAAAUGAACCAUCGUUUGUUGAAACCAUCGUAUGUUUAGGGAUCCGUGCAAUGUAAAGUAUAGGAAGUUAUACUCACCUGUCCCCGCCGCUCCGGACCCGUCACCGCUGCCCUGGAUGUCGCCCACCAUCGCUGUCGCCGCGUCCCAGUGAUGUCCCCGACGCUUCAGACGUCUUUGCUUCCCCAGGUACGUCACUCUCACGUCGCCGCCAUCACGUCACUACGCACGCCGCUCCUAUUGGAUGACGGGACGGCGUGCGCGGCGACGUGAUGACGAUGAUGGAGAGCGCCGACGAUGGAGGGGAUCCUGAAGAGGACGCUCUGGUGCCCCGAGGACAGGUAGGAAACCGUCACCAGAGCACACGGGACACCGUAAUCGGCUAUCCGGUGGUAUCUGAAGCAGUCUGCGCUGCAGGAUAGCCGUUUAUGCAAUGGCCCCGACAUACAAAAGCAUCGUAUGUUAAUGCUGCCUUCAACAUGCGAUGGCCUCUGAGAGACCAUCGCAUGUUGAAAUUAUCGUAUGUCGGGGCCAUCGUAGGUCGGGGGGUCCACUAAUUUAAUCGGGGGGGAAAAAAAAAGCUUUAGGUCGCAGAAUAUCAAGACAGAGUAAUUUUAAGAAGUCAUUUUUAUACUCUUUUUGAGUAGUAAAACAUAAACAUGGUACUUGACAGCAGAAUAAAAUUAACAUAGAAGUUUUAUUGCAUUUUAUUUUUUCAUCAACCCACGUUUUUUUAUUUUUUAUUUUUUUAUUUCUCAGGACAUUAGGGUUUAAAACUGUUUUUCCCAACCAGGGUGCCUCCAGAUGUUGCAAAACACCUGGAGGAACCCUGGUUGGGAAACACUAAUGUAAAAUAAAAAGCUGCCAUUAUAAAGGGCAACUUGCCCCACAAACAGGUAUGCAUUAACCACAAAAACCUAUACUUACCUAGCCCCAGUUCCCUGCAGCUCCGGUUCACCUCUGUCCUGUUCCCUGAUCUUCCUUCAAGCAUUCAGUGCAGGACCUGCCAGCUCAGCCAAUCACUGGCCACAGCAAUGUCCUAUCUCAGCCACAGCAAUGUCCUAUGCUUGCGCAGUGAAACGCGUUGCAUCUUGGCUGAAAAAAGCUUUUUUUUUUUUAUCUGAACCUACGUACAUGAAGCCUCUUUGUUCCGGUCAGCGGCAGAGAAUUCCCUGCCACCCACGAAGUUCAUUGCAUUAUACAAGUGAUUGGCGCAGGCAGGUCCUGGUCAGAAGAGAGAUCACAUGCCAUUUUACAAGUCCACCUCCCCUCAUGGUGUAGUUUUUGGUAAACACUGAAGAGGUCAGUGUGCUACAUCACGUCCCCCAUUUGCCCUUGUGAUAGAUCGGGUACCCAGCGGUUGCGCUCGCGCCAGUCAUGCCCUUCUAAAGAUGCCGUUUCUACUCUAAUGCAUUCCUUAUGUAAGAAACACAUUUUCAAAUUCUUAAAAUCUGCGCCUCCCCUUUUCACGUUCCUUGUAGUACACAGUAGGAAGUAGAUGUGUCCCCAAAAAUGUAUCCUUGGUUGCAGUGCCCUUUUUUACUUUCUAGACCAGUGUUUCCCAACCAGGGUGCCUCCAGCUGUUGCAAAACUACAACUCCCAGCAUGUCCGGACAGCCAAAGGCUGUCCGGGCAUGCUGGGAGUUGUAGUUUUGCAACAGCUGGAGGUACCCCGGUUGGGAAUCAUUGUUGUAGACUUUUUACCCAAGGGACAUUACCCAUAAUCGUCCCAGUCACUCUUUGCCUGUCUAAGUGUGUGCUCACCGCAUUGUUUCUAUUAAAAGAUACUUUAUUUAUUGUACGUUAUUGGGUGUU